Diaporthe amygdali is the source of this 5160-nucleotide messenger RNA. RefSeq names its product Cytokinesis protein sepA. Gene Ontology annotation, biological process: mitotic actomyosin contractile ring assembly; actin filament bundle assembly; barbed-end actin filament capping. Gene Ontology annotation, molecular function: actin binding; small GTPase binding. The transcript has 3 exons. The record is from RefSeq and is a predicted model, not a curated record. Lineage: Eukaryota; Fungi; Ascomycota; Sordariomycetes; Diaporthales; Diaporthaceae. The coding region runs from base 1 to 5160 and encodes 1719 amino acids. Gene Ontology annotation, cellular component: mating projection tip; cell division site.
AUGGCCUCGUUAUUUUCUAGGGGGAAACACAAGGCCGAUAAGAGAGCCACCAGCGAUGAGGGCCGCAAUUUGGCUGUAAUAAACCAGCAGCUUGACGCAGGCAGUGCAGCAGGCUCACGCUCCUCGCGACACAAUCGAGAUUCGUCCGUCAUAUCCCUCGACCGCCCCAACUCGGCCGAGGGAGGUGGUAUCAACGAGGUGGCAGGCGUCUUCUCGACGAUACCUUAUGACAGUACAGCCAACGGCCGCCGCUCCCCCGUUCCCGUCGAAUACCUGCCUAAGCCCGACCAGUUGCCCGUCCGAAGAGAACCACUACCGCAUCAGUUGAACAAGGCCACCGCCGACUUCCACCAGUAUCCCAGUUUCGACCCGUCCUCCCUUCAAAGCCAUGCAAGCACCCACCUCUCCGGCCCCCGGCCCCCUCCUGGGAGGCAAUCGAACAUCACCAUGGCCUCCACCGGCCGCCAGACGCAGUAUCAGCAAUGGGGGCCGGCCCGGGACGGUUCACAUCAAGCAGGAUCCCAUGGUUCCAAGUACACCUCAACAGCACUGCCCAGUGCUUCCUCUCAGAGUAGCUACGCGUCGAACCUUUCCAAUCGGGAUUCCCAUCGCCUGACCAAGUUUCCAGGAGGCCUUUCCCCUACGAGUCCCGGCGAUGCUUUCCACUUCCCCAAGCCCGAAGACCGGUUGAUCGACGACAUGUUUCUACAGCUGAUGCAGAAGCGUGGUUGGCAUAACCUUCCGGAACAGGCCCAACGCCAGAUGCUCGCGUAUCCCUCCGCCAAGAAAUGGACACUUAUCUACCAGGACAGGCUCACCGAGUGGCAAGGCGAACAGAAGAGACGGACCACCGCGAAACCCGGACAAUACCAAACUUUCGAUGUCGCGGCCUCUGCUGCCGAGGAGGGCAGCCCUGAAUGGUACGUUAGGAAGGUCAUGGAUAACAGCCUCGACACCAAAGGCCUGGGAAGUCUGGAGGUCAAUUUGAGAACACAGCAGAUCGGAUGGGUCAAGCGCUUCAUCGAGUGUCAGGGACAAGUCGCUCUCACCAACGUUCUCAUGAAGCUCAAUCGCAAACAAGCUGUUGGGCCGGCGGCACCCGAGACCAAGAACGACACCAAGAAUUUGGACCGCGAAUAUGAUAUUGUAAAAUGUUUAAAGGCAUUGAUGAACAACAAGUUUGGUGCCGAUGAUGCUUUGGCACAUCAGCAAGUCAUCGUGGCCUUGGCCACAUCUCUCAUAUCACCAAGGUUAAGUACUCGCAAGCUGGUCAGCGAGGUCUUGACUUUUCUGUGUCAUUGGGGCGAUGGCGACGGCCACGUCAAGGUCAUCCAGGCGAUGGAUGUUGUCAAGAAUCAGCAAAACGAGAAUGGGAGGUUCGACGCAUGGAUGCGGCUGGUCGAGGUCACCGUCGAUGGCCGAGGCAAGAUGGGCAGUCUAGUUGGUGCGAGUGAAGAGGUUCGAAGCGGUGGUAUCGGCAUGGAGAAUCUGCUCAUGGAAUACGCCGUCGCAACACUUAUCCUCAUCAACAUGAUCAUCGACGCACCUGAGAAUGACCUGCAGCUGCGGAUGCACAUCCGGGCCCAAUUCGGGGCGUGCGGUAUCAAGCGCAUCCUCACAAAGAUGGAGGCGUUCCAGUACGACCUCAUUGACAAGCAGAUCGAACGGUUCCGCAAUAACGAGGCUAUCGAUUACGAGGAUAUGCUCGAGCGAGAAAACAGCAGCAUUAAGGAUAGUAUUGAAGGUGAGGUUAAGGACCUCAACGAUCCUGUACAGAUCGCGGACGCCAUUCAGUCGAGACUGCAGGGAACCAAGACGCAAGACUAUUUCAUAUCAGCGCUGCAACAUCUGCUCCUCAUACGAGAGGGCGAUGGUGAGGAGAGAUUGAGGAUGUUCCAGCUCGUUGACUCGAUGCUGAGCUACGUGGCCAUGGACCGGCGGCUGCCGGAUAUGGACCUCAAGCAGAGUCUGAACUUCACCGUCCAGAGUCUUUUGGACAAGCUACACACGGAUUCUGAGGCUCGUCAAGCCCUUGAUGAGGCCCUCGAGGGUCGGCAAAUAGCGGAGGCUGCUAUGGCUGAGAGGGACGAGAUGAAGGCACAGCUAGAACUGGGCGCUGAUGGACUCGUCGCCAAGCUUCAGAAGCAACUGAAUGAGCAGGCAAGGUUCAUCGAGGCGCAGAGGAGGCAAGCGGACAGCCUCAAGUCCGAGCUCGAAAACAUUCAAAACCUGCGGGCAAAGGAGGCCCAACGUUAUGAGCUCGAGACUCGUGAACUGUACCUCAUGCUCCGAGACGCCCAAGAUGUAGCAGCCUCAAACGCUGCUAAGGGUGGCAGCAACGCAGCCGAAGACCCAGCCCGCAUGCAAGGCAUUUUGGACCGUGAGAGGCUCAUGGACCGUCUGGCCAUGCAAAUCGAGCGACAGAAAACUCAGUUCAAGCUGGAGGGUAGGAAAUGGGGCGAAGAUACCGGGCCAUCAGACCGAUUACGGGCGUUGCGUGAGGAAAUGGAUGGCUACGGGCCAGCAGGCCUCGCACCACCCAAUCCCAGCGACUUCACUCACAGUGUGCUCGGCAGCGUGAACCGAAACACGAGAAUUAAUCGUAAACUCGAGUCUCAGGAAGGCCUUGGAGACGAGGAGGGUGAAGACGAAGAUGUUGUCUUUGAGAAACCUAGGGUCGUCGAACUACGCCGGCCACGUAUGGAUCCCAAACAGGCUAAUGGCCUCUUGGGUGAAAUCAAAGGCACGGUCAAGAAAUACGAUGCUAGCGACUCUGAGGGUGAACAGGACGCGACAACUGGCCCGUCUCACCCUAGCCUGGAGACGCAAUCACCGAUCACACCCAGCGACGAUACGCCCAAGAUCCAGAUCACUGGCACAAACGCACCACCUCCGCCCCCUCCGCCGCCGCCCCCUAUGCCAGGCCAAAUCCCAGGUGUUGGCCCUCCGCCACCUCCUCCGCCGCCUCCGAUGCCAGGUCAGAUUCCAGGCGUUGGUCCUCCACCUCCACCACCCCCUCCUCCGAUGCCAGGCAUGUUGUCGCCAACUGCCGGUGGUGGCCCACCGCCUCCUCCUCCGCCACCACCUCCCCCAGGCAUGAUCGGCCGAGUCCCGGGCGCCCCGCCUCCUCCACCAAUGCCUGGCGCUGGUCCCCACGGCCAUUACUUACCUCAAUCGCCUGGAUUGUCAGUAUCGAAUGGUCUUGGUCUUCCUGUGGUGCGACCAAAGAAGAAGCUCAAGGCUCUGCAUUGGGACAAGGUGGACGAGGCUUCCUCCACUCACUGGGCUGCUCACGCUCCUACUGCAGAAGAGAGGGAAGAGAAAUAUAUCGAGCUCAGCAAGAAGGGCAUCUUGGACGAAGUCGAGAAGCUUUUCAUGGCAAAGGAAGCCAAACGGCUUGGUGGAGCCAGUGGUAAGAAGGAUGACAAGAAGCAGCUUAUUUCCAAUGAUCUGCGGAAAGCAUUCGAAAUCGCUCUUUCUAAGUUCUCCCAGCAUUCUGUUGAGAAGGUUGUGCAGAUGAUCAUUCACUGUGAUACUGACGUCCUCGACAACCCUGUUGUCAUGGAUUUCCUUCAGAAGGAUGAUUUGUGCAAUAUUCCAGAGAACACUGCCAAGGUUAUGGCGCCAUACAGCAAAGACUGGACGGGACCGGACGCCAUGUCAGUUGCUCGUGAGCAAGAUCCGGCUGAACUUACGAGGCAAGAUCAGAUCUACUUGCAGACCGCGUUCGAGCUCCACUACUAUUGGAAGAGCAGGAUGCGAGCUCUGGCUUUGACGAGGAGCUUCGAGGCCGAUUAUGACGAGAUCACUGAGAAGAUGCGACAAGUCGUUGAGGUUUCUGAAUCGCUCAGGGACUCGGUCGCCCUGAUGAAUGUUCUGGGUCUGAUCCUUGAUAUCGGUAACUACAUGAACGAUGCGAACAAACAGGCUCGGGGCUUCAAGCUCAGCUCACUUUCUCGUCUCGCCAUGGUCAAGGACGACAAGAACCAAUCCACGCUCGCAGAUCUCGUGGAACGCAUCGUCCGGCAGCAGUACCCCGAAUGGGAUUCGUUCGUCAACGACAUACAAGGUGUCAUGACGGCACAGAAGAUCAAUAUCGAGCAGCUGCAGACAGACGCCAAGCGAUACAUCGAUAACGUUCGAAACGUGCAAAUGUCGCUCGACAGCGGUAACCUGUCUGACCCCAAGAAAUUCCAUCCACAAGAUCGCGUGUCUCAGGUUGUACAGCGUUCCAUGAAGGAAGCUAGACGCAAGGCCGAGCAGAUGUCGCUGUACCUGGAGGAGAUGUCGCGAACCUAUGCGGAAAUCAUGGCGUUCUAUGGCGAGGAUCCGACAGACGACAAUGCUAGACGAGAUUUCUUCGCGAAGCUUGCCCUCUUCAUCUCGGAGUGGAAGAAGUCUCGGGACAAGAACGUCACCUUCGAGGAGCAGAGACGCCGCAACGAGGAGUCGAUGCGACGCAAGAACGCAGCACUCAAUAUUCGUUCCGACCGCCUCGCAGAUGCUGGACCCGUCAGCCCUAGUAGUGCUGGAGCGAUGGACAGCCUCCUCGAGAAGCUUCGUGCAGCGGCGCCGCAGACACGAGACCAGAGAGACCGGAGGAGGCGCGCAAGGCUCAAGGACAGGCACCAGGUGCGCGUUGCCUCGGGGCAAAAGAUCCCAGAGAUCAAUGAGAUUCCCGAGGUGGAACAAGGUCUUAUGAGUGCAAAGAGUGUCGACAGCCAUGCCUCGGACGAGACAGCUGGGACCGGCAGCGUAGGCGGCAACCUGCUAUCGCCUACUUCGGUUACCUCGCCCCAAGAAGGGGAGGACGAUGUCGCGCAGAGAGCGGCCAUGCUACUCCAGGGCAUGAGGGACGGUGACGAAGGCGAGGGUGAUGAGGACAGGAGGGAAAUGUUGAGACAGGCCAGGCGGAAGACGGCCCAAGAUGAGAGAAACUCGAGGAGGAGGAGGAGGGAAAAGACAACCAGCGCGCAGCCGCCGCCGAAGCAAGCGAACGGGACAGCGGAGGAUGAGGCGGAGGGCAAUGGGGCGGAGGGCGAGUCCGCUCAGGGGGACAAGGACGAGGCUGGAAGUACCACGCACAAUGACGAGCCCGAAGCCCCGGCUGAGGAAGAGGGCGACGUGCCAACGCCGAAACCAGAGGAGGUGCCGGCGUAG